Cynocephalus volans (Philippine flying lemur) is the source of this 5345-nucleotide messenger RNA. RefSeq names its product zinc finger protein 717-like. Gene Ontology annotation, molecular function: RNA polymerase II cis-regulatory region sequence-specific DNA binding; DNA-binding transcription factor activity, RNA polymerase II-specific. The transcript has 6 exons. Gene Ontology annotation, biological process: regulation of transcription by RNA polymerase II. Gene Ontology annotation, cellular component: nucleus. The record is from RefSeq and is a predicted model, not a curated record. Bases 481 to 2280 code for a protein of 599 amino acids. Lineage: Eukaryota; Metazoa; Chordata; Mammalia; Dermoptera; Cynocephalidae.
UCCGCCAUCUUUUGUGUAGAGAUUCUGGGAGCUGCUGUUGUACCCACCCUGUUCCUCAGAUCCUGCGGUUGGAUUGUGCCUCCCUGAAGCUAACGUGUACAGAGUUUUGUGCAGGAGAAUCUGGGGUCGAGCCACAACAGUUCUCUUCUUAAUCCACUCUAUUCUCUCCUCUCCUGGCUAAGCUGCCAGAGUGCAUUGUGCAUUUCCAACAGCAAGAAAAGAUGGAUAAAUCUCCAUGGCAGAGAGAGGAGACCAGCUAGCACUUUUCCCAUUGUUCACAGAAUUCUCCUUUGGCAGACCCCUGAGAGGUUGAGAUUUCCUUUCCAUUUUCCAUGCUGUGAUAGGCAAUAUUGGGGCUCACAUCCUUCAGUGCUCCAUUUAUUUCUGGAGUUGGUGUCACUUGAGGAUGUGGCUGUGGACUUCACCUGGGAGGAGUGGAGGGACUUGAAUGAUGCUCAGAGGACUUUGUACAGGGAUGUGAUGCUGGAGACCUACCACAGCCUCGUGUCUUUGGGGUACUGCAUUAGUAAACCUGAGGUGAUCCUCAAGUUGGAGAAAGGAGCAGAGUCAUGGAUGAUAGAAGAACAACCAAACCAGAGCCUCCCAGAUGUCCAGAUAGUCAAUGACGUAAUUGAGAGGAGCCACGAAAGUCAUGGUAGAUACUUGUGGCAAGGUGUAAUCAUCAAGGGCAACCAAUCAGCUGAGGAGAGAGUGGAGUUAGGAAAAUCAUUGAAUGCAUAUUCAACGCAUAUUUUAAAUCUGGUUAUAAAUAAUGAAAACUAUUCAGGAGUGGGGCAUGAGGAGUUUAACGAAUGUCAGAAUGCAGUUCUUCUAGAGACUGAUGCUGUGUGUGCUGGACAGAAACCUGUUGAGCGUAAUAUAUCUGAGAAAUCACAUAGUCAUCAUGAACAUCUUAGUGAGCAUCCUAAGAUUCCAGCUGGGCAACUUUCUGAACAUAGUGGAAAAGGACAAUCCUCCAAUACAGUGCCAAUAAUAUUUGCAUAUAAGAAAGUUCAUAUGGGUGAGACCACUUGUAAAUAUAGUGACUAUGGAAAAGCCUGUAAUAAGUCAUCUGUCAUUGCCCAAGAGAUAACUCAGGUAGGGAAGAAAACUUUUCAACGUGAUGUACUUGGGAAAAUGUUCCAUAAAAAGUCUAAAGUUAUACACACAGGAGAGAAACAUGAUAAAUACAGUGAAUGUCAGAAAUGUUUUGGUAAACAGUCAUAUCAUAUCUCAUAUCAGGGAACAUCUACAGGGAAAGCUUUUAACCGAAAGUCAGCCCUCAACAGACAUCAGAGGAUUCACAAAAGUAAAACAACAUGUGAAUGUAAUGAAAAUUCAGAAGCUUUUAACCAAAUGUCAGCCUUCAGCAUGCAUCAGAGAGCUCACCCAGGUGAUAAGCCCUACAAAUGUAAUGGAUGUGGAAAAACAUUUAACAACAAGUCAUCCUUCAGGAUGCAUCAGAGUACUCACACAGGGAAAACACCUUAUGAAUGCAAAGAAUGUGGAAAAGCUUUUAAGCAAAAGUCAAAACUCAGCAGGCAUCAGAGAAUUCACACAGGUGAGAAACCAUAUGAAUGUAAGAAAUGUGGGAAAGCUUUUAACCAAAAGUCAACCCUCAUCAUGCAUCAGAGAAUUCACACUGGUGAGAAACCAUAUGAAUGUAAAGAAUGUGGAAAAGCUUUUAAGUUAAAGUCACACCUCAGCAGGCAUCAGAGAAUUCACACAUGUGAGAAAUCAUAUCAAUGUAAAGAAUGUGGAAAAGCUUUUAAGCAAAAAUCAAAACUCAGCAUGCAUCAGAGAAUUCACACAAAUGAGAAACCGUAUGGUUGUAAAAAAUGUGGAAGAGCUUUUAACCAAAAGUCAACCCUCAGCAUGCAUCAGAGAAUUCACACAGGUGAGAAACCAUAUCAAUGUAAAGAAUGUGGAAAAGCUUUUAACCGAAAGUCACACCUCAACAGGCAUCAGAGAAUUCACAGAGGUGAGAAACCAUAUGAAUGUAAAGAAUGUGGGAAAGCUUUUAACCAAAAGUCAACCCUCAGCAUGCAUAAGAGAAUUCACACAGGUGAAAAACCAUAUGAAUGUAAAGAAUGUGGGAAAGCUUUUAGCCAAAAGUCAAACCUCAGCAUGCAUAUGAGAAUUCACACAGGUCAGAAACCAUAUGAAUGCAAAGAAUGUGGAAAAGCUUUUAACCAAAAGUUGCAAAUCAGCAAGGAUCAGAGAACUCACACAGGUGAGAAACCAUAUGAAUGUAAAGAAUGUGGACAAGCUUUUAAGUGAAAGUCACACCUCAGCAUGCAUCAGAUAAUUCACACGUGAGAAAUCAUAUCAGUGUAAAGAAUGUGGAAAAGCUUUUAAGCAAAAGUCAAAACUCAGCAUGCGUAACGGAAUUCAAACAGGUGAGAACCAUAUGAAUGUAAAGAAUGUGGACAGGCUUUUAAGUGAAAGUCACACCUCAGCAUGCAUCAGAGAAUUCACACAUAUGAGAAACCAUAUGAAUGUAAGGAAUGUGGAAAAGAUUUUAAGUCAACUCAGCAUGCAUCAGAGAAUUCACACAGGUGAGAAACCAUGUGAAUGUAAAGAAUGUGGAAAAACUUUUAACCAAAAGUCAAACCUCAGCAUGCACAUGAGAAUUCACACAGAUGAGAAACCAUAUGAAUGUAAAGAAUGUGGCAAAGCUUUUAACCAAAAGUCAAACCUCAGCAUGUACAUGAGAAUUCACACAGGUGAGAAACCAUAUGAAUGCAAAGAACGUGGAAAAGCUUUUAACUGAAAGUCACACCUCAGCAGGCAUCAGAAUUCAUACAGGUGAGAAGCCAUGUGAGUGUAAUGAAUGUGGAAAAAGUUUUUUUACAAAGUCACAUUUGAGAAUACAUCAGGAUAUUCACAGGAAAUAUGAAUGUGAUAUGACAGGCCUUGUACUGGUCCACCCCCUAACAGACAAAAAAGAAUUCACACAAAGGAAAAUCUCAGUGAAUGUACUUUGUAUGGGAAAAGAUUUUGCCAGAAGUCAUACCUCAAGACAUCAGAGAACUUACAUCAAGAAGAAGACCCAUAAACAUAUAAUUGUUCUCAGGUAUUGAAGAAUGACUUGAGGAUCCCCUAUUGACAUAAAAAUUUGCUGAUGCUCCAGUCCCUUCUACAAGUGGUUUAGUGUUUGUGUAUUACCAAUUCACUUCCUGCUGUGUAGUUUACAUCUUGUGUAGAUUACUUAUAAUACUGGAAAAAAUGUGAAUACUAUGUAAAUUGUUGUUAUGCUGUGUUGUUUUUCAGUUGUAGAAGUGUUUCAUUUAUUGUUUUUAGUUAUUUUUGAAGAUUUUUGAUACGUAGUUUCUUGAAUCACCAGAUGUGUAACCUUCAGGUAUGGAAUGAGUGUGAAAACAUCUUUUCUCCAAAGUCUCAAGGCUGACUAUGGUUAGAGCAUUUUUGCUUAUAACAUUGGUGCUCUUAACACAAAUGAUCUCUAUACCAGCUAUGCACCAAAAAAUAAAUGAAUAAAAAUAAAAAGGAAUCACAUCAUAGCAGGCAUUAGAGGAUUUAAAGAGGGGAGAAAUUCUAUAUGGGUUAAACUGACUGUGUCUUUUAAAAAUAAAACCACUCUUUUCUCUUGUUUGCAUAGCCUGCAAUCUGAGCAUUCCAUGAUUGGGUGGAUGACCAUGUAAUUUAACUCUCUUCAGGGGAAUGUAGAUAUAAGUGGUGAACAAUACUUCCAGUUCAGGCAACAAAAUAAAAAUUUUCCAGUCAGUUCCUGAUUUCUCAUGUUCUCUGCAACUGAAUAAAGAUGACUCUUGGGUGGAGUUGGGGGCCACAGGUGAAAGAAAUCCAUCCUAAUUUAAAAUAGAAGAAAUUGAAGAAACCAGAGAUAUUCUCACCACUAUCCCAAAACCUACUGUUUACACAUUAUAUAAGAAAUGAUUUCCUGUUAAGCCAUUUUAUGUGUGCUCUGUUUGCAUUACAACACAAGCAGUGCACUCCAGCUAAAUGAUUUUAUAAAGUUUCUGAGAGAAUUUACCAGUCCUUGUAUAUCGGAAGAGAAUCCUGUGUUGUCACCAUUUCUACCGAAGUCAGUUUGUGGGAAAAUCAAAAUAUGGGGAGAAAGAAUGCAAUAUAUGUGAGCCUUCUUAUUGGGCUGGCUCAUUGAACAGUGGAAAUAAAGUUAAAUAUCCUUCUAAAUCUCUUUAAUGUGUCAGCUUUCAAGAAAACUUUCAACACUUUUUAUGUCAGAACUUGAAGAGAAAACUAUAUAAUGUAAAUUUUCAAAUAGAAAUGAUAAAUGGAGUGUAAAAGUACAUUUAACAUUUUGAGUGUUACCAAUAUUUCAAUAUGACUGGUGACACUGCCUUCCAGGGGACAUUUGUCUGAAGACAUUUUUGGUUGUCAUAACUGAAGGUUGGGAGGUGCUACUCCAAUGAGUGGGAAGAAGACACAGAUGUUGGUAAACAGCCUACAAUGCAAAAGAAAGACACCUCACAUGCAACAUUUACGCAUAAAAAUGUUGUUUGUUAAAAAUUCUUAAUGGAACCCAGCAUAACUGUGGAUAGGGAAUAUGUACACUUAGUAUAAUAAAUAGUUUGGUUUGACUUACUUCAGGAUUUUUUUUUUUUUUUUUGUCGUUUUUUUCAUGACCGGCACUCAGCCAGUGAGCGCACCGGUCAUUCCUAUAUAGGAUCCGAACCCGCGGCGGGAGCGUCGCCGCGCUCCCAGCGCAGCACUCUACCGAGUGCGCCACGGGCUCGGCCCUACUUCAGGAUUUUUGACAUUAACUGCCACUCUAACUUUUGUAUAUUUUGUUAAAUAUAUUGUCUAAAGUACUGCACUACACAGAUUUUUUUAAAAUAAAAGAUGACCAGUAAGGAUAUCUUUAACCCUUGACUUGGUGUUUUCAUUGCCGUGCUCUCCCAAGUGAGCUAACCAGCCAUCCCUAUAUAGGGAUCUGAACCCAUGGCCUUGCUGUCAUCAGUACCACCCCUCUCCCAAGUGAGCCACGGGCCAGCCCAGAUUUUUUCCUACUCACGUAGUUUAGGUAAGUUUGUAUGACCAGUAUUACAAAACUAUCUAAGUAAAGGUAAUUUUUUAUGAUGUUUGAAGCUAACGCAGAGUGAGUCUAUGGGGUGCAUAGAAACAUUUCUAUGUUAGUGCACAAAUUCACAGGCACGUAAUUGUAAACAACUUGUUUGAACUUAUUUAAACAGCUGUAAGCAAUAGUGGUUUUCUUAUUUUACUCAGUAAAAAGCAGUGUCUGGAAGGGAUAUUUAUCUUUUAUACCUAUUCCUCAUAUUUUGAAAUGGUGCCAAAUCAUAGGUAUGAGUGUGUACCACAUGCCCUAUAGCUAAGAAAUCUUUUGU